Cygnus atratus (black swan) is the source of this 1216-nucleotide messenger RNA. RefSeq lists its product as uncharacterized. Lineage: Eukaryota; Metazoa; Chordata; Aves; Anseriformes; Anatidae. The coding region runs from base 503 to 1216 and encodes 237 amino acids. The transcript has 5 exons. The record is from RefSeq and is a predicted model, not a curated record.
GAGUCAGUGUCUCGGCAGGAAAGUGUUCCAGAUAGGCAGGGUUGGAAAAGUUACAAAACAACCCCCAACUGUGUGGAGUCACAGGGAGUGGACAAGGGAUUAUUGUGUCCCAGGUUGCAGAAAGAUGGAAAUUAGUAGGGGGUCUUGAAUACCUCUCAGCCCAUGUGUCUCAAGGUAUGGUCUCCUAUCUCACAAGCUAAGCGCAGCUCAACUGAGUCAUCCCAAGGAAGGCGUAAUAGCCAAGGAAGAAGCAGGUGUUGCAGAUGGGUGGGUGAUUCAGUGGAUGGUGUUAUUCCUACUGAGUCAAUGCUGAAACAGUUUGUAAGCAGGAAGUUGGGGACACUGUGUGGCUAGAAGAUCUGCUUUCUAAAUGCAGUGACAUUCAAGGAGUCUGAGGUUCUUCAGUACUCUUUCCACAGGCAUCUUUCCCUCCAGUGAAAAAGAGGAAGAAUGACAACAACAUUUAUGAAUCUUGUGAAAGGAGCCACAGACUUUGGUCCACAUGAUGCCUGGGAGGGUGGAAAAUACUUCUACAUAUCUAUGCAACGUGAUUUAUUCAGUGUCACAGAGAAAGUUUGUGUCAGAGCCUGAAAUGGAACAGGUCAGGAAUGAAAAGAUUCAGGAAAAGAAAGAGAAGUGUUUACUAUCAGCUUUUACUACAUACAAGUCAGCUAGACUUGACAACUGCUUUUUGAUGUCUUGGCCUAAGAGCACCUCGAACCACUGGAAACAAUCCUGGACAGCAGGAAGAAAGGAAAUAAGGCUCUUGUCCUUCAAAACGGGGAUGCUUUGUGCGGACGAUGCCCUCGCUAAACCAAAUGGAAGUGUGAACACACAGCACGUUCCCUGCUCACUCUUUGCGGUACUCCUCUCAGCCUUCAAGCUGGGAGACGGCGAAACCCAGCCGCUGAAAACCGACCCGCACCUCCGCCGCUGCCCGGGCCGGCAGAGGUCGGGGCUGCACCGCGGAGCGGCGGCAGCCCGGGGGAGCGCGGAGCCGAGCAGCUCGGGCUGGAGCGGGUGCUUUCGGUCUCCAUUCAGAAUAAAAACACUUCUUCUCCCCCCCUUCUCCCCGCCAUCCCGUUACAUAAAUUUAAACUUUUCCAUUAUCGAAGCUCUGAAGUAUUCCGAGAGAGGUUACAAAAUGUGUUUACUUACAAAUUUGGAAGUAGCGACAAGACGCAAUGCAGUGAAUUUGUCAUCUGCUCAUGACUAG